Molecule: messenger RNA, 2142 nt
Organism: Trichomonas vaginalis G3
Lineage: Eukaryota; Parabasalia; Trichomonadida; Trichomonadidae
Product: ankyrin repeat and SOCS box-containing protein 4 family
Exons: 1
Coding region: 1-2142 (713 amino acids)
Molecular function (GO): protein binding
Source: RefSeq, a predicted model, not a curated record
AUGGAUAAUCUGGAUUAUAGCGAACUCUUAUUAACAUGUACAGAUUACCCUGAAAUUUUUAACAAAUUGUACAGGUUUAAUCCAUGUAAUGAAGCUGAAAUCGCCAAACUUUUCGAAGAUAUUAAAAACAAAAUAAUUGAAACCAAGGUAUAUUCACCAUCACAGAUUCUGACAAUCAUUAUGGAUGCUUCGUUAUAUAAUAGCAGCUACUUAUUGUCAUAUUGGACCCUUUUCAAAAAGCUUGUUGAUGAAUAUCAACCAAACCAAAUCAAAUUCACCUCAGAUGUAUUCUAUUAUAUUUAUUACAAGGAAUAUGGAGUCAUUUUAGACGAAUCUAAGCAAAAACACUUCCCUAUAUACGAACGUCUUAAAGUUUCAUUGAAUUUUCACCAAGAAAACCCAAUUUACAGAGCAAUUGUGAAUGAUGAUAAAGAAUUAUUUGUAUCACUCGCAGAAAUACCAGGAUUUAACCACAAUAAAAGGCUGAAAUCUGAUUUUUAUUUUUACAAUUGUAAAAGAGGCUUAUCACUACUUGAAUUAUGUUGUUAUCAUGGCUCUGUUAAAUGUUUUAAGUUUUUAAAAGAAGAACAUGAUUGUACAAUCACUCCAGAAUGUCCUCAGCUUUCAUUCUUAGGCGGAAAUCCAGACAUCAUGAGUCAAUGCUUGAAAUAUCAAAAACCAAAUAAAGAAUGCAUGAAAUUUGCAAUUAUUUCACAUAGCAUUGAUUUUGUUACAUUCUUGAUGAAUGAAUACAAAAUUGCUAUCGAUGUGAAGCAAUGCAGCGAAUUCAAUAACAUUGAAGCAUCAUUAGUUUAUUUACAUCAAACAAAGAAUGUCUUUGAAUGGCUUCAUUAUUCAACUUAUUACAAAAUUCCAUCACUCUGGGAAUAUCUUUUUGCACAUGGUCUUGAUAUCAAUAUUCAGAAUGGACAAAAAGACACAGCUCUCACAAUGGCUGUCGAACAAAAUAAAAUGGAUGCAGUUGAAGCUCUUAUUAUGCAUGGUGCAAAUGUUGAUGCAGUAAACAAUUGUGGAAGGACUGCACUGAUUUUGGCAGUACAAAAUAAGCGUUUAGAUAUUGCUGAAUUUCUUUUUCAGCAUGGUGCAAAUAUCAAUGCAACUGAUAAAAAAGGAGUAUCCGCUAUUCAUUUAGCAAUCAAGAAUAAUUUCAUAGAUAUAAUAAAACUAUUUAUUUCUAAUGGAGAAGAUAUAAAUGCAUCAGCUCUAAACAAUGCUGUCAUGUUUAAUUCCAAAGAAAUCGUAGAUAUUUUAAUUUUACAUGGAGCAAAUAUUAAUGCAAAGGGUAAAAAUGGAAAAACAGCUAUUCAUAUAGCAGCCAUUUAUGGUAGAAAGGAGUUGGCAGAAUUAUUAUUAUCAAUUGGCGCCGAUAUUAAUGCAAAAGAUAAAAAAGGAAGAAAUGCUCUUCAUCAUGCAAUUGGACAGAAUGAUCUUGAAAGUUUAGAAAAAGAUUUGGAAUCAGAAAAAAUAGAUAUUCAUUCAAAAGACAUAAAUUAUGAUACAUAUGUUGGAUGGUCAACAAAUUUAACCGAUAAUAUGGAUAUAGUUGAACUUUUAAUAUCUCAUGGUAUUGAUAUAAAUUCAAGAGAUAAUGAUGGAGAUACAGCUCUUCAUUUGGCAGCAUUCCUUAAUGUAAAAGAUGUAGUAGAAUUUUUAAUACCAAAAUGUGCAGAUAUUAAUGCAAAGGAUAAUUACGGAAAAACUGCUCUUCAUUGGGCAGCUUUCAAUAAUAACACACAAUUAGUCGAAUUUUUAAUGUCAAAUGGUGCAGAUAUUUAUGUGAAAGAUUAUAACGAGAAAUCUGUCCUUCAUUAUGCAGUAAGUUACGGGCGCUUUGAAGAAGUAGAUUCUCAUGAUAAAGAUUACAAAGAUUUAGUAGAAAUUUUAAUUACUCAUGGCUUGGAUGUCAAUGCAAGAGAUAAUAAAAAUCAAACUCCUCUUCAUUACGCAUCACGCUUAUAUUAUCCAGAAAAAGCUGAAUUUCUUAUUACGCACGGAGCAGAUAUCAAUUCAAAAGACAUUUGUGGAUCGACGGCCCUUCAUUACGCAGCGCAAUCAUUAAGACCUGGAACCGUCAAAAUCCUUGUUUUGCACGGUGCAAAUGUCAAUGAAAAAAAACAAUGA